Messenger RNA from Drosophila hydei, 1483 nucleotides. RefSeq names its product carbonic anhydrase (gene CAH1). Gene Ontology annotation, cellular component: cytoplasm. The transcript has 3 exons. The coding region runs from base 234 to 1046 and encodes 270 amino acids. The record is from RefSeq and is a predicted model, not a curated record. Lineage: Eukaryota; Metazoa; Arthropoda; Insecta; Diptera; Drosophilidae. Gene Ontology annotation, molecular function: carbonate dehydratase activity; zinc ion binding.
GAGUCAAACAGUCUACAGUCAGCGGACAAGCUAAGCAGACGCGCUCCCCUUAGCAAACCGUAACAGCAACCGUAGCCAUAACCUUAGCCCUAUUUAUCGGGUUAUUAUAAAAAGUGUCGUUACAUUCGCGACAAGAAUCAAACGCGUGCCAGCGACCGCGAGUGCAAGAACAAAAGUCUUGUUUUCUGCUCUACUAGUCUAUACUCUGCUAGUUACCAAAGAUCAAAUCUACGAUGAGCCAUCACUGGGGCUAUACCGAAGAGAACGGACCCGCCCACUGGGCCAAGGACUAUCCGCAGGCAUCGGGACAUCGCCAAUCGCCCGUGGACAUCACCCCUUCGAGUGCCAAGAAGGGCAGUGAUUUGAAGGCAUCUCCGCUCAAAUGGAAAUAUGUGCCAGAAGAUACAAAGAGUCUGGUUAACCCAGGCUACUGUUGGCGCGUGGAUGUCAACGGCGCUAAUUCUGAGCUAACUGGUGGACCACUUGGCGAUCAGAUCUUUAAACUGGAACAGUUCCAUUGUCACUGGGGCUGCACCGACUCGAAGGGAUCGGAACAUACGGUUGAUGGUGUCUCCUAUUCGGGUGAACUUCAUCUCGUACACUGGAACACCACGAAAUACAAGUCGUUCGGCGAAGCAGCGGCUGCACCUGACGGACUGGCCGUGUUGGGUGUCUUUCUGCAACCGGGCAAUCAUCACGAAGAGCUAGAUAAAGUGAGCAGCCUAUUGCAAUUUGUUCUGCACAAGGGCGAUCGCGUCACUCUGCCCCAAGGCUGUGAUCCCGGUCAGCUGCUGCCCGAUGUGCACACGUACUGGACCUAUGAGGGCUCAUUGACUACGCCUCCCUGCUCCGAGUGCGUCAUUUGGAUUGUGUUCAAGACGCCCAUUCAAGUGUCCGACGAUCAAUUAAAUGCCAUGCGUAAUCUUAAUGCCUACGAUGUCAAGGAGGAAUGUCCUUGCAAUGAAUUCAAUGGCAAGGUCAUCAACAAUUUCCGACCUCCAUUGCCGCUAGGCAAACGUGAGCUGCGCGAAAUUGGCGGACAUUGAGUCUUGGGUUGAAAGGGUCACAAAACGGUGAAAGUCAAAAUCGAAGUGAAUCGAUUCGUAUUUUUGUUUUAUACAUAUAUAAAUAAAUGUGCACAGCAUGCACCGCAGUAGCGAAUCGGAUGAGCUGCUCUGACCCACCAAUCUCACCAACCUCACUACCCAUACCACAUAUAUCCCCAAUCGCUGAGCAGAGCAGCAGAUGCCCAUUGUUAAAGUCCCGCUUUAGUUGUUACUACUUGAUGUAGCAAACACUCUUACCUCUAUGCGUAUUUGCUUGUCUGUGUAUUUGCAUCUUGUAUUUUAUAGCUAGUACCUUGCAUCUGUGCGAGUGCUUUGUACGUUUGUUUGUUGAACAUUUGCUAAAUGACAAUUAGAUUACACUUUAUGGUAUUACAUAAUAAAUAUAUUACUUUUAGAUGUUGCAUAAUGAAAACGAA